Molecule: messenger RNA, 1907 nt
Organism: Pseudocercospora fijiensis CIRAD86
Lineage: Eukaryota; Fungi; Ascomycota; Dothideomycetes; Mycosphaerellales; Mycosphaerellaceae
Exons: 5
Coding region: 1-1752 (583 amino acids)
Cellular component (GO): mitochondrion; membrane
Molecular function (GO): D-arabinono-1,4-lactone oxidase activity; FAD binding
Source: RefSeq, a predicted model, not a curated record
AUGACAAUUCAGCAAGAUCUCGAAUUCCAGAACUGGGGCAGAACUGUACAGGAGACUCCAAGAUACACAUGUGUCCCCAAGAAUGUUGCCGAUAUACAGAAGACUGUCCGCUUUGCCAAACAGGCCGGGUUGGCCGUGAGGUGUGCAGGUUACAGACACUCUUGGUCACCGAUCUUCAGUCGCAAAGGCGAGGUCCUGAUCUCUCUACUACCUCUCGAUACCGCCACGGAGCUUCCUAAUAUCGCGGCAUUGCCAUUACAUGACGGCAGACCCAACGAUCUAGAAACCAUAGAGCUGCUUGAUGGCCCUGCACGACCAGGAGGAAAGCGCUUGGUGCGGGUGGGGUGUGCUACAACAAACGAGCGUCUUCGCCGCUGGUGCGUGGAGCACAACAAGGUGACCUUACCAUUCAACAUCAUCAUGGUAGAGAUCACCUGUGGUGGUAGCAAUGGUCCGAUUUGUCAUGGCGCAGGCAUCAAGCACCAGACUUUAAGCGAUCUUGUCCGAGCUAUCGAGUACAUUGAUGCCAAUGGCGAGCUUCGCAAAAUCACAGAUCAAGACUCCGACUUCCUGAAAGCAGCAGGUGGUGCUUUCGGCCUGAUGGGUAUUGUGACGCACCUCACCAUCGAGUUCGAUGCUAUGACCUAUGCUGAGAUGCGCCCGUACAAGCUCCCUGUAAUUCAAACCAUUCCUCCGCCUCCAGGAUUUCCAGAGGACAAGAUCCCGAAAGCUCUUCGACCGAAGAAGCCUUUGACGGAUGAGCAAAAGCGCAAAGCUCAGGAGGAUUUUGAGAAACAUGCCAAUGAGGACUAUUAUUCUGAAUGGUUCUGGUUUCCGUAUGCAGACGAGUGUUGGAUCAAUUGCUGGAACAACACGACCGAUGACUCUGAUGUCGAGGAUUGGCCUGGACCUUUCGCUAUCUUCUUGUCGUUUCUGCAACAGUUCACGCUGAAUGUGCUGCAGUACAACAAGGUGCUGACCGAAGUCGUGAAUCAGACUAAAAUUGCGGAGGCUGCAGUGACCUUGCUUUCUCGGUUCGCAAUGUUGAACAUGCCCUCCGUCGACGAUGGUGCGAAGCCGAUCAAGACACACCUGAUUAACGCUCUACACUUCCAACGAGCUAUCCAGAACGUCAGAGUCCGCGAUGUCGAAGUCGAAAUGCCACUCAUCCCCCAACGCACCAACCCAACCAAAGUCGACUACACCCUUGUGCAACAAGCGUGGUGGGACGCAAUCCUCAAAUGCUACGAGCACAGCGACAAAUGUCCGCAACGCUUCCCCUUAGAAAUGCGAAUCAUGGGAGGCAGCAAUGUCAUCUUGGCACCUCAAUUUGGUAACAAGCUUGGAACCUGUUCGAUUGAGAUUCUGACAUUACAGAAUGCUGUGGAUAUUUGGCAGCCUUAUGCUCAAGAGGUCGUAGAUGUGUGGAUGAGUUAUAAGGAUCAUGAGGGGAAGAGGAUUAAGACGAGACCGCAUUGGGCUAAGGAGUGGGUUGAGUACACGGUCGAUGGCAAACCCUGGUUCGAUAAAUUGAAGAACGAGGAUUUCAAGGACGAGAUUCCAGACUUCAAGAGGAUCCUGGCGAGGAUUGGUGAGAAGCACGGGUGGACGUUGGAGGAUCUCAAAUCGAGGUUCUCGAAUGAUCUUUUUGAUAGACUGGUCUUUGAUGAUGUGCAUGUCGAGAAGAAGAAGAAGCUGCCUGAGGCGAAUGGGAAUGCUGGACUCGAUGGGAAGAAUGGUAAUAAGAAUUGACAUUCUACUCGUUGAGGAGCAGUUUCGUUGACGAGUGUGGUAGGGAAGUUGGAAGAGAAGAAAAAUGGCAAGCCGCUUUUGCAGAAAAGAAAGAAGUUCCUCGAGGACUUGAGGUGCUGUUAGAUUGAUGAAUGCGAAAGGAGUUGAAAUUUUUC